AUGACGUCGUCUAGCAACCCUUCAACUCUAUCCCAUAGCCGGGCUAUCCCAUUCGCGAGUCGGCUCAGCGAACAACUGUCGCAGCGGACCGGGCAAACCAGUUCAGGCACCGAUCCCGACCAUGCCGGCGACAGAAACACACCUACACUUGGGCCUCCAUUGCGUCCUUCACCGAAUACUCGCUCGCUGAGCGAUGCGGGAAAACCAGUUUCCGCCAUGCCGAUCAAUCACGAUGAUUCCCGCCCGCCCAGCAAAGAUGACUCCUCCCUCUCCUCCACCCCCGAAACGCCCCAGCGGCCGUCCAUGCAGAGUCUCUCGUUGAACCUCUCUGCCAGAUCCUCCGGACCUUUAUCCUUAUCCAAUCGUGCCCCGCUUUCCCCGAAGCUUGAUUCCUCGGCCAUCUACGGCUCGCCGGGCUCCGUGCUGCCCCGUCGUUCCCGAGGCCUGGACUUCUCGCGAGCUUGCACCAAUCUCCAUCACUCGACCCUUGCAGAAGCGUCCCCGGACUCCUCCCCGACUGUUGGCGGGCGCGGUGUAAAUAUCCCGCAGCGGCGCGGCUCGCCAGCUUCAGUCUCUGGCCUCCAGUUCUCCACCUCGAACCCCGCCGACAAGGCCACAAUCUCGAGCUCGGUAUCCAGCGUCAACAUGAUGGAAUCCGAUACAAGCAGUAGUGAGGAGGAUGACGAACCCAUGAUUGGCGACCGCGACGAUAUGAUGAUCACCAAUACACCCCAGGCGAAGCGGUUGGGAGGUGGAUUGAGUCCGUUUGCUGUAGGGAACGUCUCCAGCCCGGGAAAUGAGUGGAUGGGCGGCUAUUCGCAAGCAGCCGCGAGUCUUAUGAGCUUCCAGCGGGCCCGUUUCCGUAAGGGACGAAGCAGGCACAGCUCUAGCAGUGCUAGUGGCAGUUCCAAGCAGAGUCCGGGUCCUCUCUCACCACCCGUGAUGAAGAGUAUCGAAGGCCAAAAUGGGGGCUACUUUGGCGCAGGUGCCCGACGGGCUAGUCUCAGCAUGGGUACGCGGGAUUUGCGCCUUUCAGAUGUCAGCGACGAGGGUGAGAACCGCGGUGCGCGUGGGCAGAGCCCAAGCACGUCGAACUCCGAGGGCGGGCCUUUGGGGGUGAUUCGACGGGCCGUUACCCGUCGUGGGAGCUUACUCCCAAAAACGAAAACCUUUGCGCGUAUCCGGGCGGCAUUAAUGGAGGAGUCUGCUCCAAUUGAUAGCGAGGCCAAGCGAGAAGCGGAAGUUAUUCGACAAGUCAAAGAGAAUGAACCUGACGUUGAAGCGAAAUCGCCGCUGGGGGAUUUGUCGGCUCUUGACACGUCCACUCCUGUUGCUCACGGGCAAACCCCAGAGGAAAUCCCUCCAAAGGCCGGAUUGACGACACCGGACGAACCAAAAUUCAUCGACCAGGCCAACCGAAAUUCGGGAGGAGUCGAGUUCUGGAAUUCGUUCGACGAGCGCUACCGCACGCCGCCCCCACCCCAACGCCGACAUGGAGCUUCAUCGGUUUCGGAAGAUGACCUUGCUAUGGACAUCACACCAUCUACCACUGUAGGAUCGACUACAGAAUUUGCUAAACCGAGCGAACGACCCGGCUCGCGCAGUGAAGCAUCUCAAGGCGCCCCGGCUGGGUUUGUUGGCGAGUUCAGGAGGAAACGCCGUCGGGAUGAUGAUUUCGAUCCGAACCUCUUCAAGCGGCGAGCGGUAUCGCCAAGCAUGAGCGCACAGAGUAGCCCGGUCAUGCCUAAUUCACCGGUGGUCAAAGACACGAGUCCCAGCAUCUGGGGGCCACCAAGGUCGAACCUUGGCUCGCUGUUCCCCGACCGGCCUGUCACCGAAAAUGGACCUCGCAAUGGUAACAACCAUACCGGAACCCUGAAACGAGUAGGACUGCAUGGGAUGAAUGAAACCAGCGAUGGCUUCAUGAACAUGAGCAUUGAGUAG
Aspergillus luchuensis is the source of this 1944-nucleotide messenger RNA. RefSeq lists its product as uncharacterized. Gene Ontology annotation, cellular component: site of double-strand break. The transcript is spliced from 2 exons. Bases 1 to 1944 code for a protein of 647 amino acids. The record is from RefSeq and is a predicted model, not a curated record. NCBI's taxonomy places the organism in Eukaryota, Fungi, Ascomycota, Eurotiomycetes, Eurotiales, Aspergillaceae.